Cyprinus carpio (common carp) is the source of this 4441-nucleotide messenger RNA. Its product is annotated as E3 ubiquitin/ISG15 ligase TRIM25-like. The transcript is spliced from 12 exons. Gene Ontology annotation, molecular function: zinc ion binding; protein binding. Lineage: Eukaryota; Metazoa; Chordata; Actinopteri; Cypriniformes; Cyprinidae. The record is from RefSeq and is a predicted model, not a curated record. The coding region runs from base 194 to 3424 and encodes 1076 amino acids.
AAAAUGGGGGAGAAUUCCCGCUUUAGGGUGCUCUUAUGGGGGAGAUUUUUUUUUAUUUGAUGGGGGAGUUAGGGUAUUUCUUUUAGACAUAUUUUAAACUACCAGGAAUCAGGAAACACAUGACUUAAGGAAAAAAGAAAGUGAAAGUGUAGUUGAGCUGUUGUGUGGUUUGUCUCUGUAUUCAUGCAGUAAAAUGGCAGAAGCCAGAUUUUCUCAGGAUGAGCUCUUGUGCCCCGUGUGUCUGGAUCUCCUGAAGUAUCCAGUAACCAUCCAGUGUGGACACAGUUACUGUGAGAACUGUAUUACAGACCGCUGGGAUCAGGAGGAUCAGAUGAGAGUCUACAGCUGCCCUAUGUGCAGACAGACCUUCAGUCCAAGACCUGCUUUAGCUAGGAACACCAUGCUGGCUGAACUGGUGGAGAAACUGAAGAAGAGGAAACGUCCUACUGACUGUUACGCUGGAGCUGGAGAUGUGCAGUGUGACGUCUGUACUGGAAGAAAAUACAAAGCCGUCAAGUCCUGUCUGGUGUGUCAGGAAUCUUACUGUCAAACUCAUUUUGGCCAUCAUGAGGAAUUUCAUUCACGUAAGCCACACAAAGUGAUUGAUGCCACUGGACGACUGCAGGAGAUGAUCUGCCAGAAACAUGAGAAACAUCUGGAAAUGUACUGUAUUACUGACCAGCUAUGCAUUUGUGAGCUGUGUACAAAAUACGAGCAUAAAAACCACAACACUGUAUCAGCCGCAGCCCAGAGGACAGAGAAACAGAAGCAGCUGAAGAAGAUGCAGAAGACAUUCCAGCAGAGAGUGAAAGAUCUUCAGCAGCUGAGAGAGACUGUGGAGUCUCAUAAGCGCUCUGCACAGACAGCAGUGGAGGACAGUGAGAGGAUCUUUACUGAGCUCAUCCGCUCUACUGAGAGACGCUGCUCUGAGCUGGUACGGCUCCUGAUUCCUGAUAUCAGAGAUCAGAAAAAGACUGCAGUGAGUCGAGCUGAACGACGACUGAAGCAAAUGGAGCAGGAGAUCAAUGAUCUGAGGAGGAGAGACGCUGAGCUGGAGCAGCUUUCACACACACAUCACAUCCAGUUCCUGCAGAGUAGGUAUCCAGGGUGGAUCCAGCAGAACACGAAGUUAGGAGUAGCCAGCAGAGCAGGAAGACAGGGCAGAGCCGGCAGAGCAGGACGAGCCGAAGACCACCAGGACAGAGCAGGCAAAGCUGAAGACCAAAAGGGUCGAGCUUGUGGAGCUGAUGGUGCUGAGGACCACUUCAGUGGAGCUGAUGGUGCAGGAAACCACCACGGCAGAUCAGUUGAGACUGGAAUAGAGAGCACAGAGAGGUUAACAACUGCCUCUGUGGCUGUAAUAAGACAGACAGACAGUUCAGAGACGGCAUCUUUAGCCAUAACAGGGCAAGCAGAGAGUUCUGGAAUGGCCUCCUUGGUCGUGACAGGACAGGUUGAGAGUUCAGAAGUGGGCGCCACUGCCCAGAGAGGAGCUGAAGUAGACACCACAGACUCGGGAGGUUUUGCAGCAGAUGUCGCCAUCUCAGGAGGAGCUGGAGCAAACUCUCAGACUAAUGCCCCCAAAAAAAUAUUUAGGGGAAACAUCUUCCUCAAAAGCCCGACACGCUCUGCACAGACAGCAGUCGAGGACAGCGAGAGGAUCUCUACUGAGCUCAUCUGCUCCAUUGAGAGAAGCUGCUCUGAGCUGGAAACACGUGACUUAAGGGAAAAAGAAAGUGAAAGUGUAGUUGCGCUGUUGUGUGUUGUGUCUCUGUAUUCAUGCCGUAAAAUGGCUGAUGCCAUAUUUUCUCAGGAUGAGCUCUCGUGUACAGUGUGUCAGGAUCUCGUGGAGGAUCCAGUGACCAUCCAGUGUGGACACAGUUACUGUGAGAACUGUAUUACAGACCGCUGGGAUCAGGAAGAUCAGAUGAGAGUCUACAGCUGCCCUCAGUGCAGAGAGACCUUCAGUCCAAGACCUGCUUUAGCUAGAAACACCAUCCUGGCUGAACUGGUGGAGAAACUGAAGAAGAGGAAACGUCCUGCUGACUGUGACGCUGGAGCUGGAGAUGUGCAGUGUGACGUCUGUACUGGAAGAAAAUACAAAGCCGUCAAGUCCUGUCUGAUGUGUCAAGAAUCUUACUGUCAAACUCAUUUUGACCAUCAUGAGGAAUUUCAUUCACGUAAGCCACACAAAGUGAUUGAUGCCACUGGACGACUGCAGGAGAUGAUCUGCCAGAAACAUGAGAAACAUCUGGAAAUGUACUGUAUUACUGACCAGCAAUGCAUUUGUGAGCUGUGUACAAAAUACGAGCAUAAAAACCACAACACUGUAUCAGCCGCAGCAAAGAGGACAGAGAAACAGAAGCAGCUGAAGAAGAUGCAGAAGACGUCCCAGCAGAGAGAAAAAGAUCUUCAGCAGCUGAGAGAGACUGUGGAGUCUCAUAAGCGCUCUGCACAGACAGCAGUGGAGGACAGUGAGAGGAUCUUUACUGAGCUCAUCGACUCCACUGAGAGACGCUGUUCUGAGCUGAUACGGCUCCUGAUUCUUGAUAUAAGAGAUCAGAAAAAGGCUGCAGUGAGUCGAGCUGAAGGACGAAUGAAGCAAAUGGAGCAGGAGAUCAAUGAUCUGAGGAGGAGAGACGCUGAGCUGGAGCAGCUUUCACACACACAUCACAUCCAGUUCCUGCAGAGUUUCCAGUCUCUCUCAGCUCCUCCUGAAUCUACAGACGUAAAUGAAGAUCCCUUCAGUUCUUUCAUCUCUUCUGAUGGUCUGAGAGAAUCUGUCCAUCAGCUGAGAGACAAACUGGAGGAUUUCUGCAAAGAGGAGCUCAAGAAGAUCUCAGACAGAGUCACAGUCACCAACAUUGUUCCCAGAACCAGGAAGGACUUCCUACAAUAUUCCCGUCAGCUCACUCUGGAUCUGAACACAGCAUAUAAACGCCUCCGUCUGUCUGAAAGCAACAGAGUGAUUACUGGCAGUAGCAAAGUCCUGUCGUAUCCUGAUCAUCCAGACAGAUUUGAUGAGUGGUCUCAGGUGUUGUGUAGAGAGAGUGUGUGUGGACGCUGUUACUGGGAGCUGGAGUGGAGUGGACAUGAAUAUGGUGUGCGUAUAUCAGUGUCAUAUAAGAGCAUCAACAGGAAGGGACGGGGUCGUGAGUGUCUGUUUGGAUAUAAUGAUCAGUCCUGGGGUUUAAACUGCACUCCCCCAAGGUACUCAUUCACACACAAUAAGAUAGUGACUGAUCUCCCUGUAAAGUCCAUCAGCAGUAGAAUAGGAGUGUUUGUGGAUCACAGUGCAGGAACUUUGUCCUUCUACAGCGUCUCUGACACAAUGAGCCUCAUCCACAAAGUCCAGACCACAUUCACUCAGCCACUCUAUCCUGGGUUUAGGGUUUCUAGGGGAGCAUCAGUGAGACUGUGUUGAUGAAUCAGAAUUGAUUGACGAGAGAUUCUACCCAUAAUACUUUGAGCUUCAUGAUAAAUCAGGAACAGUGAGAUGUUAUACACUGUAAAAUCUAAUUAGUUAGGCUUACUUUAAAAAAACAACAACAUGCAAACCAACUGACGAAAUAAAAUAGGAAUAUUAUGUUAUUAUGUAUAUGUAUACUGACAAAUGCUUAGUAUAAUUCACUUACACAAGAGUUCUAGUAACUAAAAAAGAACUGUAGAAAGUACUUUAUAAUUUACUUUAUAUUUACUCUUGACUCAGUACAGAUAUUUAGAAUUACUGCAUUAUGGCAUGAAUAAAUUAUGCAAUUGCUUUGUUUUACUUUUUGUUUUGUUUUUUUGCUGCCAAUUUUAUUUGCUGUUUUGUGUCAGUAGUAGCACAACAAAGAGCAAAAACAAAUAGUUAUUGUUACAAUAAAAAAGAAUAAAAUGUAAUUGCUACUAUUGUUGUGUUUUGCAUGCUGAAUGUUGACGUCUGUGUGUGACUCAAGCGGGGUCGAUUGCAAGAUAUUGUCAUAAAUAUUGAAGGAUUACAUUAACCUAAUUAAAAGUUUAACAAGGUGUUCAUGACAAAUGUUACAAUACUUAAAAUUGUAAAAGUGUGAAAGAACACCUAUUUAAAACAACCGAUUUAUUAUUUAUCUUUGUGUGAAACCAAAUAACUGAUUUCAUGUUGCAUCACUGUAUGAAUAGGAAGAGAAUUACAAUAAUAUAAUUAAAGUUCCAAGUACCCAACCAAAGGGAACACUAAUCACCAUGAUGGCGAGUUCAAUCACAAGCAUUUUAAGAAAAUCAACAUUAAUUUGUGGAGUCACCUUAUGUGAUGUUGUCUCAAAUUUUUUAGUUGCAUUGACAAUUCAACAAUCAAGAUGACUUUAGGAAAUGAGUGAAUGCAACUAGAGAAAGAUUACUGCAGAAGUGGAGGAAAUGCGUGAAAAGUCUAUUAAGAAUUGUGCCGCCUCAAUUUUUUUUCUUGACAAAAUGGCAAAAAAAG